This is a messenger RNA of Cotesia glomerata, 1417 nucleotides long. RefSeq names its product lipase 1-like. Gene Ontology annotation, biological process: lipid metabolic process. The record is from RefSeq and is a predicted model, not a curated record. The coding region runs from base 70 to 1296 and encodes 408 amino acids. Gene Ontology annotation, molecular function: hydrolase activity, acting on ester bonds. NCBI's taxonomy places the organism in Eukaryota, Metazoa, Arthropoda, Insecta, Hymenoptera, Braconidae. The transcript is spliced from 7 exons.
AAAAAAAGAUCAUGAUAUUUAUAACACUCAUAUAAAACUUUUAAUCAAGGUCAUGCGUUUAAUGCAUGAAUGCUUUGCGAUAAUACGCUUACUUACUUUGGAACCGUUGCCCAAUACUGUCAGGUGAUAAGAAAAAUGAUUAUUCUUUUGCAUUUCACAAUAUUUUCCACGCUGUUAGCUUUUUCAAAAAGUGACAUUUUCAAGUCAUGGACAGUGUAUCAAUUGUUAGAACGUGAUGGAUACCAAGCAGAAACUCAUACUGUCAUUACCGAAGAUGGGUACAUUUUGAGUGUACACCGGAUUCCUGGAAGAGAAAAUUCAACACCUGUGUUAUUAUCGCACGGACUGUUGAUGAACUCGGCUAUCUGGCUUAUACCGGGCAAAGGAAAAUCUUUAGCGUAUCUGUUGGCCGAUCGAGGUUAUGACGUCUGGAUGAGCAAUGUUAGAGGAAAUGAUUACACAUCACACGUCAAUUUGACAUCUGAUACUUAUGAAUUUUGGGAUUUUAGUUUCCAUGAAAUGGGUAUUUACGAUUUUCCCGCUACGAUUAAUUAUAUUUCAAAUAUAACAAAUGACAAAGUUAUUAUGGUCGGACAUUCUCUGGGUACCACCAUCAGCUUCGUAAUGGAGUCCGAGCGCCCUGAAAUGGCCGACAAAGUGAAACUAAUAAUAUCUCUCGGACCAGGCAUUCUCUUCGAAAAUCAGAACUACAAUUCUAGAAUUUUUUUCAUGUUCGUAGAAUUUUUUGGAAAGAUUUUACGAAAGUCAAACAUAUUUACUUCUACGAGAAGUCUACAAUCUCCUUUAUUAAAAAUUAUUCACACCUUGCUGUGCGAAUUAAGUGAAGAAGAAAGUCUUUUCUGUCAAAAAAUAUAUUUUUCUGUUUUAGGACCUGAACUUAAUCAGUUCAAUAAUACUCUUUUAGCCCCAAUUUUAGAAAACGUUCCAUCUUUUUCUUCAUCGAAGAUUUUACUUCAUCUCUUGCAAGGGUUAUACUGGAAACGGCUUGCACAAUACGACUACGGCGAGAAGAAAAAUUUAGAAAUUUACAAUUCAACCGAAUCACCUGCUUAUAAUUUAACAAGAGUUACUUCUCCAAUUGCUUUGAUAGUUUCUGAUGAUGAUUUAUAUGCAAUUUCUGAGGAUGUACGAGCAUUGUCUGAAUUGUUACCAAAUGUAGUCGACAAAUACAAGGUGAAUUACAAAGGAUUUACUCACAUGGAUUUCAUUUGGGGAAUAGACGCUAAUUCAUUGGUUUAUGAUCAUGUGAUUGAUCUUAUUAGAAAAUUUACAUAAAAAUAUAAUAAAUUACUUGUAAUAGAAAUUUUUACCAUAGAUGGCAAACAGAAUAUUUUGAUAUUCCAAUGGCUUGGAAAUUAGCAGAAAUCUGACAAUUUUAUUACAAUUUAAUCAUAAA